This is a messenger RNA of Solanum tuberosum (potato), 513 nucleotides long. RefSeq lists its product as uncharacterized. The transcript has a single exon. Gene Ontology annotation, molecular function: nucleic acid binding. Lineage: Eukaryota; Viridiplantae; Streptophyta; Magnoliopsida; Solanales; Solanaceae. The record is from RefSeq and is a predicted model, not a curated record. The coding region runs from base 1 to 513 and encodes 170 amino acids.
AUGAUCAACAAUCAUAGACACUGGCAUGAAAAGCUACCGUUUGCAUUGCUGGGAUAUCGUACCACCAUCAGAACUUCUACUGGGGCUACGCAUUAUUUUCUGGUAUAUGGUAAUGAAGCUAUGAUACCUGCUGAAGUAGAGAUACCAUCUCUAAGAAUUAUUCAGGAAGCAGAGUUGAAUGAUGCUAAAUGGAUACAAGUUCGGGCGGAGAAUCUGGCUUUAAUAGAUGGAAGAAGAAUGAACGUCAUUUGCCAUGGUCAACUCUAUCAAAAUAGAAUGGCCAGAGCUUUCAACAAGAAGGUUAGACCCAGACACUUCUCACCUAGGCAACUGGUUUUGAAGCGGAUUUUCCCAAAUCAAGAUGAAGGACAGGGUAAAUUCUCACCAAACUGGCAAGGUCCAUACAUAGUCUCUCGGGUAUUGACAGGAGGAGCCCUCAUACUUGCAGAAAAUGAUGGAGAAGUUUGGCCCAAACCUAUCAACUCAGAUGCUGUGAAGAGAUAUUACAUCUAA